AUGCAGGCCACAAUUUCCAACCAAAAGAGCACGGAGUUUGCAAUCAAAAACCUAGAAAUCCAAGUAGGGCAGUUGGCCAAACAGUUAGCAGAAAACUCUUCUAGCACUUUUGGGGAAAACACUAAGAAGAAUCUGAAAGAAGAGUGCAAAGUUGUGAUGACCAGAGGUAGGAAGGCCAUCAUGAUGGAGGAUGAGGAGAGGAUAGUUGAUGACAACCAAGAACUAGUUGUUGAAGGAGAAGAAGAUGAGAAGGAGACAGAAGGAACCCAGAUGAAGGAGAAGUCAAUAACUGAGAAUGAGAAGGAAAUAAAUAAGAAGGAGGCAGUUCCAUGUACAGGGAAAGAGGUGCCAUAUCCUUUGGUACCCUCAAAGAAAGACAAGGAGCGACAAUUAGCUCGGUUCCUUGACAUCUUCAAGAAAUUGGAGAUAACAAUUCCUUUUGGAGAAGCCCUGCAGCAGAUGCCACUCUACUCAAAGUUUUUGAAAGAUCUGUUAACCAAGAAGAGCAAGUACAUUCACAGUGAAAAUAUUGUUGUGGAAGGAAAUUGCAGCGCGGUGAUUCAAAGAAUCCUUCCACCGAAGCACAAAGAUCCUGGGAGUGUCACAAUUCCUGGCUCUAUUGGUUCUGUGUCUGUUGGUAAAGCUCUUAUUGAUUUGGGAGCCAGCAUUAACUUGAUGCCACUCUCCAUGUGUAGGAGGAUAGGAGAGUUGGAAAUUAUGCCAACAAAGAUGACACUACAACUAGUAGAUCAUUCUAUUACUAGACCCUAUGGAGUAAUUGAAGAUGUUUUGGUCAGAGUGAAGAAUUUCACUUUCCCUGCUGAUUUUGUAGUCAUGGACAUUGAAGAGGAUACUGAGAUCCCCUUGAUCUUUGGUCGUCCCUUCAUGUUAACCGCUAGUUGCGUGGUAGACAUGGGAAAGAAAAAGCUGGAAAUGGGGAUAGCUUAUCAGAAUAUUAGAUUUGAUUUGUUUGAUGAAGACAAGCAUUUGCUCAGCCAGAAUGUCUGUUCAGAGAUGACCUCCAGGAAGAGGAAAGCCAUAGCCUCCCGACCCCGGGAACCAUAUAACACCACCCAUUUUGUUUUUGAGGUCGCUUAG
This is a messenger RNA of Glycine soja, 1098 nucleotides long. RefSeq lists its product as uncharacterized. The transcript is spliced from 3 exons. The coding region runs from base 1 to 1098 and encodes 365 amino acids. The record is from RefSeq and is a predicted model, not a curated record. Lineage: Eukaryota; Viridiplantae; Streptophyta; Magnoliopsida; Fabales; Fabaceae.